CCCACUGCGGAAGAGCGCAGCCCGGCAAGCCCCAGCCCUGAGACUGGACCCUCAGCGGAGCCGGGCAGCACCUCCGCCGCUUCGCCCCGCCGGACGUCCCCGCCUCCUCCACUCUCAGCCUCCGCUGGAGAGACCCCCAGCCCCACCAUUCAGCGCGCAAGAUAUCCUCCAGAUAUGCCCUGCGUGCAAGCCCAGUAUAGCCCUUCACCGCCCGGUUCCAGUUAUGCAGCACAGACAUAUGGCUCGGAAUACACCACGGAGAUCAUGAAUCCUGACUACUCCAAGCUGACCAUGGACCUCGGCAGCACCGAGAUCACGGCCACGGCUACCACGUCCCUGCCCAGCUUCAGUACCUUCAUGGAGGGCUACUCGAGCAACUACGAACUCAAGCCCUCCUGCCUGUACCAAAUGCAGCCGUCGGGGACCCGGCCUUUGAUCAAGAUGGAGGAGGGCCGCGCGCACGGCUACCACCAUCACCACCAUGACCACCACCACCACCACCAUCACCAGCAGCAGCCAUCCAUUCCGCCCCCCUCCGGCCCGGAGGACGAGGUGCUGCCCAGCACCUCCAUGUACUUUAAGCAGUCCCCGCCGUCCACCCCCACCACGCCGGGCUUCCCCCAGCAGGCGGGGGCGAUGUGGGACGACACGCUGUCCUCCGCACAGGGCUGCAUCGCCCCCGGCCCGUUGCUCGACCAGCCGAUGAAGGCGGUGCCCACGGUGGCAGGCGCGCGCUUCCCGCUCUUCCCCUUCAAGCCCUCGCCGCCGCACCCGCCCGCGCCCAGCCCCGCAGGCGGCCACCACCUCGGCUACGACCCGACGGCCGCCGCCGCGCUGAGCCUGCCGCUGGGAGCCGCCGCCGCCGCCGCCGCCGCCGCGGGCAGCCAGGCAGCCGCGCUCGAGGGCCACCCGUAUGGGCUGCCGCUGGCCAAGAGGGCGGCCGCGCUGGCCUUCCCGCCGCUCGGCCUCACGGCCUCCCCCACCGCAUCCAACCUGCUGGGCGAGAGCCCCAGCCUGCCGUCACCGCCCAACAGGAGCUCGGCGUCGGGUGAGGGCACGUGCGCCGUGUGCGGGGACAACGCCGCCUGCCAGCACUACGGUGUGCGCACCUGCGAGGGCUGCAAAGGCUUCUUCAAGAGAACAGUGCAGAAAAAUGCAAAAUAUGUUUGCCUGGCAAAUAAAAACUGCCCUGUAGACAAGAGACGUCGAAACCGAUGUCAGUACUGUCGAUUUCAGAAGUGUCUCGGUGUCGGAAUGGUUAAAGAAGUCGUCCGUACAGAUAGUCUGAAAGGGAGGAGAGGUCGGCUGCCUUCCAAACCAAAGAGCCCAUUACAGCAGGAAGCCUCUCAGCCCUCUCCACCUUCUCCUCCAAUCUGUAUGAUGAAUGCCCUCGUCCGAGCUUUAACAGACUCAACGCCCAGAGAUCUGGAUUAUUCCAGAUACUGUCCCACUGACCAGGCCGCUGCAGGCACAGAUGCCGAGCAUGUACAACAGUUCUACAACCUUCUAACAGCCUCCAUUGACGUAUCUAGAAGCUGGGCAGAAAAGAUUCCCGGAUUUACUGAUCUCCCCAAAGAAGAUCAGACAUUACUUAUAGAAUCAGCCUUUUUGGAGCUGUUUGUUCUCAGACUUUCCAUCAGGUCAAACACUGCUGAAGAUAAGUUUGUGUUCUGCAACGGACUUGUCCUGCAUCGACUUCAGUGCCUUCGUGGAUUUGGGGAGUGGCUCGACUCCAUUAAAGACUUUUCCUUAAGUUUGCAGAGCCUGAACCUUGAUAUCCAAGCCUUAGCCUGCCUGUCAGCACUGAGCAUGAUCACAGAACGACAUGGGUUAAAAGAACCAAAGAGAGUGGAGGAGCUAUGCAACAAGAUCACAAGCAGCUUAAAAGAGCAUCAGAGUAAGGGACAAGCUUUGGAACCCACCGAGCCCAAGGUCCUGCGUGCCCUGGUAGAACUGCGGAAGAUCUGCACCCUGGGCCUCCAGCGCAUCUUCUACCUGAAGCUGGAAGACUUGGUGUCUCCACCUUCCAUCAUCGACAAGCUCUUCCUGGAUACCCUGCCUUUCUGAGCAGGAGCACCCUGAGCAGGGAGCUGCCUCAUGUGCUAGCAGGCGCUUGCCAAGCAGCGGAGGGAUGGGUCUGGACACCUACCAUUUUCUGUCCUUCCUUAAGAGAAGAAGCAAGCUCCUGUAGAAAUGAAAGACCUUUUUUUUUUUUUUUUUUUUUUCCUGGCACUUUUCCUUACAACUGAAAGCCAGAAAACUUGCAGAGUAUUGUG
This is a messenger RNA of Eubalaena glacialis (North Atlantic right whale), 2276 nucleotides long. RefSeq names its product nuclear receptor subfamily 4 group A member 3 (gene NR4A3). Gene Ontology annotation, molecular function: RNA polymerase II cis-regulatory region sequence-specific DNA binding; nuclear glucocorticoid receptor binding; zinc ion binding. The record is from RefSeq and is a predicted model, not a curated record. Gene Ontology annotation, cellular component: nucleus; transcription regulator complex. NCBI's taxonomy places the organism in Eukaryota, Metazoa, Chordata, Mammalia, Artiodactyla, Balaenidae. The transcript is spliced from 7 exons. Gene Ontology annotation, biological process: regulation of transcription by RNA polymerase II; cellular response to corticotropin-releasing hormone stimulus. Bases 175 to 2067 code for a protein of 630 amino acids.